AUGAAGUUUACUGCAUUGUUAACCGUUUUUGUUAUUGUUCUUGGAGUGAUUUAUGGAGACGGUAAGUUGUUUUUACAUUUUUGGUCGUUUACAGUGUCAUACACAGCCUAAUAUAAGGAUUACAGUCGGACAGGGUAGGGUAAAAUGAAAUAUGGUAAACUCCUCUGAAGGAAAAGCUGAUCCACAAAGUCCAGCCACCUUUAUUAUGUUAUUAAAUUUAAUUUUUAGUCCAUCAACAACGUAGAAACCAGCAUGGUUAUACACGUCAGUAUCACCAUAAAACCGUCCAAUCUGGCGGUCACCGUACGCAUACUGGACCCGUCUCCGGUGCUGUACCACAACCAUCGGCUGGUUCUAACUCUGGAACUGGGCUCGUUGACACAUUGAGUGGUGCUGGAAAUCAAAUCAGAAACGCCAGAGGGAUUUUUGAUUACUUCCCCGGCAGUUCUUAUCUAUUGUCUUUUGAAGAACCCCUCGAAAGUUUGAGGUCUGCCCGUGCUAUCCACAACAACAACAACCAUGGCCAGAGAAGACAGCCAAUUCGUGGCCACGCCCAAGCUCAUCCUCAAGGUCAUUCUCAAACUCAUCCUCAACGUCACCCCCAAAUUGGAGGUCAGAGAAUCAACGCUGGAUCUGUAUCUGGUUCUGUACCCAAGCCUGUAUCUACUGGUACUGGAGCGAGCUCUGGAACUGGAAUUGUUGACACUUUGAGUGGUGCUGCUGGAAGUGUCAGAAACGCCCGUGCUAUUCAUAACAACCAACCUUUUAACCAUGGUAAACAGCCAAUUCGUGGCCACCCCCAACGUCAUCCUCAAGGUCAUGCUCAAGCUCAUCCUCAACGUCAUCCCCAAGUUGGAGGUCACGGAAUCAACAUUGGAUCUGUGCCCAAGCCUGUAUCUACUGGUACCGGAUCUAGCUCAGGAACUGGAAUCGUUGAUACUUUGAGUGGUGCUGCUGGAAGUGUCAGAAAUGCCCGUGCUAUCCAUAACAACAACCAACCUUUUAACCAUGGUAGACAGCCAAUUCGUGGCCACGCCCAAGCUCAUCCUCAAGGUCAUGCUCAAGCUCAUCCUCAGCGUCGUCCCCAAGUUGGAGGUCAUGGAAUCAACACUGGACCUGUAUCUGUACCCAAACCUGUAUCUACUGGAACUGGCUCCAACUCUGGAACUGGGAUCGUUGACACCUUGAGUGGUGCUGCUGGAAGUGUCAGAAAUGCUCGUGCUGCUCAUAACAACAUCAAUCGUAUUAACCACGGUAGACAGCCAAUUCGUGGCCACGCCCAAGCUCAUCCUCAAGGUCAUGCUCAAGCUCAUCCUCAACGUCAGCCCCAAGUUGGAGGCCACGGAAUCAACACUGGAUCUGUUUCUGCGCCCAAGCCUGUAUCAACUGGUACUGGCUCCAACACUGGAACUGGAAUCGUUGACACUUUGAGUGGUGCUGCUGGAAGUGUCAGAAAUGCCCGUGCUAUCCAUAAGAACCAACCUUUUAACCAUGGUAGACAGCCAAUUCGUGGCCGCGCCCAAGCUCAUUCUCAAGCUCACCCUCAACGUCAUCCCCAAGUUGGAGGUCACGGAAUCAACACAGGAUCUGUGUCUGGUUCUGUACCCAAGCCCGUAUCUACUGGUAGCGCCACUGGAACCGGAACUGGAAUCGUUGACACCUUGAGUGGUGCUGCUGGAAAUGUUAGAAAUGCUCGUGCUAUCCAUAAGAACCAACCUUUUAACCAUGGUAGACAGCCAAUUCGUGGCCGCGCCCAAGCUCAUUCUCAAGGUCACGCCCAAGCCGGUAGCCAUGGAAUCUACACUGGACCUGUAUCUGGCGUCGUCUCUAAACCAUCAGCUGGUACAGGAUCAAGCUCUGGAACCGGAUUUGUUGACACUUUGAGUGGUGCUGCUGGAAGUGUCAGAAAUGCUCGUCAAGCUGAACAGCCAAUGCCAAUCGACAAGCCAGCCAAGAAGGGACUUCUUGGUUUGGGCUUUAUGGGACUCCUUUGA
Messenger RNA from Bursaphelenchus okinawaensis, 1994 nucleotides. The record is from the annotation of a GenBank genome assembly. Lineage: Eukaryota; Metazoa; Nematoda; Chromadorea; Rhabditida; Aphelenchoididae.